CGGAGGCGUAAGAAGCAGCCGAGCCGCGGCCCUCAGGUCCGAGAGCCCGGGGCAGGCGCCUGCUCAUUCCUCCCUCAGCCCGGGGGCGGCGGCGGCCCCGGGCGCGCGGGAGCAGCCGCGCCUCAGGCGGGCAGAGGUGUCCUGGUUGAGGAGUCUCCAGCAGCAGUCCAUAUGACCCCACAGGACAGCAGCCUCGUCGUCAUUCAGUUUCUGAAAGAGCUUCUCCCAGCAUCUCCUUCACACUCCUCACCACCACCGCUCCUGCAAAAGAGAUAACAGAUUGAUUUACAGGAGCCUAAGUGUUGCCUCUGAGCCAUCCCAAGAGCGCCUUCCAUGUUUCAGGGAAUCCCGGAAUGGAUUUUAAACAUGCCUUGUGGGCACUCGGCUGCGGCCACAGCGCAGACCAGACUUCACUCGCUCGCAGCUCGCUCCACGCCCUCUGCAACAAUGUCUGACAAGCCCGAUAUGGCUGAGAUUGAGAAGUUUGAUAAGUCGAAAUUGAAGAAAACGGAAACGCAAGAGAAAAAUCCACUGCCUUUGAAAGAAACAAUUGAACAGGAGAAGCAAGCAGGCGAGUCGUAAUGAAGCAUGCGCCGCCACUAUUCACUGUACAUUCCACAAGCAUUGCCUUCUUGUUUUACUUCUUUUAGCUGUUUAACUUUGUAAGAUGCAAAGAGGUUGGAUUGAGUUUAAAUGACUGCGCUACCCCUUUUCACAUCAAAGAAUGGAGAACUACUGACAACAUAGCCCGCGCCUGCCUCUCCCAUCUGCCUAUGUGGCUGGCAGGGAAGGAAAAGUACUUGCAUGUUGGUGAAGGAGGAAGCUGGGUGGGACGAUAGUGAAAUCUAGAGUAAAAAGCUGGUCCAAGGUGUUCUGCGGGCUGUAAAAUGCAGUUUAAUCAGAGUGCCAUUUUUUGUUGUUGUUGUUCAAAUAAUUUUAAUUAUUAGAAGGCACAAUUUUUUAAAUAUGCAAAUAAAAAGUUUUAAAACCUGAAAAAAAAA
Messenger RNA from Cervus elaphus (red deer), 1001 nucleotides. Its product is annotated as thymosin beta-4-like. The transcript is spliced from 4 exons. The record is from RefSeq and is a predicted model, not a curated record. NCBI's taxonomy places the organism in Eukaryota, Metazoa, Chordata, Mammalia, Artiodactyla, Cervidae. Gene Ontology annotation, molecular function: actin monomer binding. Gene Ontology annotation, cellular component: cytoplasm. Gene Ontology annotation, biological process: actin filament organization; regulation of cell migration. The coding region runs from base 334 to 582 and encodes 82 amino acids.